AUGACAGGCGCACAAGUAAAGGCCGAGCAGCUGGCAUCCAAUACGGUGGAGCCGUCGCAGGACUCGAGACUUACUAGCGACUUUGGCACAAAACAGUCCAAUACCGAUGACUGGCUGCGAGUCGCCAGUGACGAUAAGACUGGUCCUUCGCUGCUGGAAGAUGCUUUUGCAAGAGAAAAGAUUCAUCGGUUCGAUCAUGAGCGCAUCCCGGAGCGCGUCGUCCACGCCCGCGGCGCCGGCGCUUUCGGCACCUUUCGGCUCCUCGAGUCCGCCGCGGACGUGACCCACGCCGGCGUCCUGACCGACACGUCCCGGCAGACCCCCGUCUUCGUGCGCUUCUCCACCGUUCUCGGCAGCCGGGGCUCCGCCGACACGGUGCGCGACGUGCGCGGCUUCGCCGUCAAGAUGUACACGGACGAGGGCAACUGGGAUAUUGUCGGCAACAACAUCCCCGUCUUCUUCAUCCAGGACGCCAUCAAGUUCCCGGACCUGAUCCACGCCGGCAAGCCGGAGCCCACUGGCGAGAUCCCACAGGCGCAGACGGCGCACAACAACUUCUGGGAUUUCAUGUUCCUGCACCCGGAGGCGACGCACAUGUUCAUGUGGGCCUCGUCGGACCGCGCGAUCCCCCGGUCGUACCGCAUGAUGCAGGGCUUCGGCGUCAACACCUUCACGCUCGUCAACGAGGAAGGGAAGCGGCACUUUGUCAAGUUCCACUUCACGCCGGCGCUCGGCGUGCACUCGCUCGUGUGGGACGAGGCGCUCAAGAUUGCCGGCCAGGACCCGGACUUUCACCGCAAGGACCUGAUGGAGGCCAUCGACGCCGGCGCGUUCCCCAAGUGGCGGUUUGGCAUCCAGACCAUCGCCGAGGGCGACGAGGAUCAGUUCGAGUUUGACGUGCUGGACGCGACCAAGGUCUGGCCCGAGGACCUGGUGCCGAUCCGGUACGUCGGCGAGCUGGAGCUCAACCGCAACGUCGACGAGUACUUCACCGAGACGGAGCAGGUCGCCUUCUGCACCAGCCAUGUCGUGCCCGGCGUCGGCUUCUCCGACGACCCGCUCCUGCAGGGCCGCAACUUCUCCUACUUUGACACCCAGAUCAGCCGUCUCGGCAUCAACUGGGAGGAGCUGCCCAUCAACAAGCCCGUCUGCCCGAUGAUGAACUUCAACCGCGACGGCGCCAUGCGGCACCGCGUCAGCAAGGGCAAGUUCAACUACUGGCCGAACCGCGGCGAGGUGCAGCCGCCGGCCACGGUGAGGGAGGGCGGGUACCAGGACUUCCCGCAGGCGGUGCGCGGCGUCAAGGUGCGCGACAAGAGCGCCAAGUUCAAGGAGCACAUCGCGCAGGCGCAGCUGUUCUACAACUCGCUCGCGGAGAUUGAGAGGCAGCACCUGCGGGCGGCGCUCGCGUUCGAGCUGGACCACUGCGACGACCCGGUCGUGUACUCGCGCGUGACCUCGCGACUCGCCGAGAUCGACGCCGACCUCGGCGCCGCCGUCGCGAAAAUGGUCGGCGGCGAGGCGCCCGCGGGCAGGUCCGGCGGGAAUCACGGAAGGACGGCGCCGGGCCUCAGCCAGCUCGAGUACCAACCCGAGACGGCCACCAUCGAGUCGCGCAAGGUAGCCAUCCUCAUCGCCGACGGGUACGACGGCGCCGCCUUCACCGCCAUGCUGGCCGCCCUCAAAGCCCUCAAGGCCGUGCCCGUCAUCAUCGCACCCCGACGCUCCGCCGUCUUCGCCGCCGGGGAGGACCGCAGCAGCGGCGGCGGCGGCGGCGUGGUGCCGGACCACCACCUCGAGGGCCAGCGGAGCACGCUGUUCGACGCGCUGCUCAUCCCCGGCGGCCACGACGAGCAGCUGGUCAGCAGCGGGCGCGCGGUGCACUACGUCCGCGAGGCGUUCGGGCACCUCAAGACGGUGGCGGCGACGGGCGAGGCGGGCGUGCGUCUGCUGGACAGGGCGAUCCAGCUGCAACAGAUAAAACUGUCCGAGGGCGCCGAGUGCGUGGAGAGCUACGGCGUGGUGAGCCUGCGGCGCCCGGGCGCGGACGGCAUAGGGCAGGUGGUGCGGGCGGUGAAGAACGCAAAGGGGUUCCUGGACCAGUUUGUGUAUGCGGCGAGCCAGCACCGGUGCUGGGAGAGGGAGUUGGAUGGGCUGACGCAGCUGGUUGCGUACUGA
This is a messenger RNA of Cordyceps fumosorosea ARSEF 2679, 2178 nucleotides long. RefSeq names its product catalase A. The transcript has 2 exons. NCBI's taxonomy places the organism in Eukaryota, Fungi, Ascomycota, Sordariomycetes, Hypocreales, Cordycipitaceae. The record is from RefSeq and is a predicted model, not a curated record. Gene Ontology annotation, biological process: response to oxidative stress; hydrogen peroxide catabolic process. Gene Ontology annotation, molecular function: catalase activity; heme binding. The coding region runs from base 1 to 2178 and encodes 725 amino acids. Gene Ontology annotation, cellular component: cytosol.